Messenger RNA from Ctenopharyngodon idella (grass carp), 935 nucleotides. RefSeq names its product cytosolic phospholipase A2 gamma-like. Gene Ontology annotation, molecular function: calcium ion binding; calcium-dependent phospholipid binding. Gene Ontology annotation, cellular component: nuclear envelope; cytosol; nucleoplasm. The record is from RefSeq and is a predicted model, not a curated record. Lineage: Eukaryota; Metazoa; Chordata; Actinopteri; Cypriniformes; Xenocyprididae. Bases 141 to 935 code for a protein of 264 amino acids. The transcript has 6 exons. Gene Ontology annotation, biological process: glycerophospholipid catabolic process.
ACAGACUGAAAGCAUUGGCAAGAGACAGUGGACCAGGGUCAGAAGAAGACUUUGCGGGGGGACUCGGGGCGCCAGAAGCACUACUGUAUCCUGAACAAGAUCCAAACUCUCCAGCUCCAGACGAGUGUUACCAGGUGCUCAUGCAACUCAUGGACAUGAAUCUCUCUGUUUUGACUGGCAAAGAUCCUUCUGCUUUUGAUGAAUCCAUCAGGACAACACUGAACGACCUCUCUGGAGACCAAAGUCAGCCAAUGUUGCUACUGGGAACACUGGGCGCUGCUGAUGAAGAAGCAGAUAAACUGAAUAUGAAGAGUUAUAGCUUGAAUGUAUGCAACAGUUUGAGUGGUUGGAUCCGUUUCUGGCCAUUUGAUGCUUGGACGAGCAUUAUUAAAUGCAUGAAUCAGUGGACCUGGGGCAGGAAUCAUAACUUCCUCCACAACGUGACAGGCGAAGCAGUACCCUCCACUCUACUGGAAACUGAGACGAGAGACUAUGAAGAUGCUGGACUGUUGCUGAACUCACCCUACUUCUCAGUGCUGAGAAAAGAGAGAGACAUCGACCUCAUAAUUUCACUGGAUUUCAGUGAGGGUGAUCCUUUCUUGACGGUGAAGGAAGCUGCCAAGACGUGCAAGGAACUAAAUAUCCCUUUCCCUGAGGUCAACAUUCCCAGUGGACACUCAGAGAUACCGAUGGACUUCUAUGUGUUCACAGGCCAAAACACUCCAACCGUGAUCCACAUCCCUCUCUUUAAUAUGGUCAACUGUGGAGAUAAAAUUGAGGCCUGGAGGAAAAAAUAUACAACUUUUCAAGGUCCUUACAGCGCUGAGAUGAUCACUGAUCUCGUGGAGGUUGCUGGAAAAAACAUCACAAACAACAAAGACGGUCUGCUGGAGCAGAUCCGUGCGGUCGUUGGGCAAAAAGGAUCCAGACGCUAA